Molecule: messenger RNA, 1436 nt
Organism: Xyrauchen texanus (razorback sucker)
Lineage: Eukaryota; Metazoa; Chordata; Actinopteri; Cypriniformes; Catostomidae
Gene: zp3b
Product: zona pellucida glycoprotein 3b
Exons: 8
Coding region: 1-1407 (468 amino acids)
Biological process (GO): egg coat formation; binding of sperm to zona pellucida; positive regulation of acrosome reaction
Cellular component (GO): extracellular matrix
Molecular function (GO): acrosin binding
Source: RefSeq, a predicted model, not a curated record
AUGAUUAAGCAGAGUCCAGUUAUAAUAAACGAGCCCGUUCCUACGCGCCGGCAGAAAACGAUAGCCGUGAGCUGUCAUGAAGAAGCAAUGGAGAUCGUGAUAAUGGCGGAACUGUUUGCGACUGGCCUUCCCGUGUACGCGAAUGAGCUGUGGCUGGGUUCAGCCUCGAUGCUCAGCAAAGUGUCUGGAGCGUCGUGUCACGCUCUGCAGUCUGGAGAGUCACAGUUUACCAUAUUUGCUUAUUUCAAGGAUUGUGGAACCAAACUAUCUAUAACCGAUGACUCCCUGGUCUAUUCAAAUGUCCUGAUGUACACCCCUUUCCCAUCUCCUGAUGGUGUACUUCACAGCGACGGUGCAGCCAUACCUGUUCAGUGCCAAUACCGGAGGUGGUAUAAUGCUGACAGUGCAGCAGUGGCGCCAACUUGGAUUCCAUUUUCUUCCUCUGUAACAGCUGAAGAUGUUCUGGAAUUUCAACUCCGACUGAUGAGUGAUGACUGGCAGUAUGAGAGGGGCUCAAAUGUCUACUUUCUUGGGGGUGCGAUACACCUUCAAGCAUCCGUGACCUUGGCCAAUCACUUGCCCCUACUUUUAUUUGCCGACCAGUGUGUGGCUACUCCAACUCCUAAUGUGGAUGGUAGUGAUCUCCAAUAUUCCUUCAUAGACUAUCAUGGAUGUCUUUCAGACAGUAUGCAAUCGUCCUCUCAUUCCAAGUUCUUGCAGAGGAUCCAAGGGAACAGGUUACAAAUGCUAUUGGAUGCAUUUAAGUUUCACCGGGUGGCGGGCAACUUGGUGUACAUCACAUGUUACCUAAAGGCCAUCCCUGCUGCUUAUUCUGUGAAUUCUCAGAAUAGAGCUUGUUCUUUUAUUGAUAAUAGGUGGCAGUCUGUGGAUGGAGAUCAUCAGGUGUGUGACAGCUGUGAGCCAUCCAAACAAGGCAUAGUGAAGCCUGAACCAAUCCAGUCUUCACGUAUAACACUGGCCGCUCCCAUCAGGAAUCCAACCUCAAAUGUGGGGCGUGCAGACUUCUUUAAUGUGAGGCCUGGUCAAUCAUUACAACCCAUUAAAGCUCUUAUUCAGGCUAGGCAACCUGCUUUCCCCGGUCUAUCAAAGAGAGGAACUGACUCUAAGAAAGACUGGCAAAAGAUUGCCACCUUGGGUCCUCUGGUCUUUCUUCCAAAGCAGCAAAAAAUGACCACUAUACCAACCGGAUCUCUGCUCCGCCCAGCUAAGGUCUCCACAGCAUCCUUUACUGCGGAGCCUGAGCUCUUCAAUUUAACAGAAAUCACUCCUGUGUCGGAUGAGUUUGAAACCACUGAAGAGACCCAAAGCUUCAGUCCAUUAGAUGAGGGCUUCUUCCUUGACGCUUCUGAUGGUCUAGAUUUUGAAGAGGGGAGUGGGUUUCAAUAAAGUGUCCCACUCCCAUUUAAAACAAUAAA